UUUUCUCGACCUUCUUCCUGUCCUUGGCCCCGCCCCCCGGAAGCUUCGAUGGAUCCUCGCCCGCGGGUCGGGGGUGAGAAGUGGGGGCGCUGAGCGGACCUUGGUGAAUAACUGCCUGAGUGCCGCUGCCCAGCGGCGCCGGUUGUUAGGACCCAGGAAGACUGCUAUCAUCUGGUGCCAAGAUGUCAGGAAUUGGAAAUAAAAGAGCAGCUGGAGAGCCUGGCACAUCCGUGCCUCCGGAGAAGAAAACAGCUGUUGAAGAUUCAGGGACCACAGUGGAGACGAUUAAGCUCGGGGGUGUCUCUUCAACGGAGGAGCUAGACAUUCGAACACUGCAAACCAAAAAUCGCAAGCUGGCAGAAAUGCUGGAUCAACGGCAGGCCAUUGAAGAUGAACUCCGUGAGCACAUCGAAAAACUGGAACGAAGACAGGCCACCGAUGACGCCUCGCUGCUGAUUGUCAACCGGUACUGGAGUCAGUUUGAUGAAAACAUCCGUAUCAUCCUUAAACGUUACGAUCUGGAGCAGGGUUUGGGAGAUCUCCUCACGGAGAGAAAAGCCCUUGUCGUGCCGGAACCAGAACCAGACUCUGAUAGUAAUCAGGAACGGAAAGAUGACCGAGAGAGAGGGGAAGGGCAAGAGCCAGCCUUCUCUUUCCUUGCUACUCUGGCCAGCAGUUCCAGUGAAGAAAUGGAGUCUCAGCUGCAGGAGCGUGUGGAGUCCUCCCGCCGAGCUGUGUCCCAGAUUGUGACUGUCUAUGAUAAAUUACAAGAAAAAGUAGAGCUCUUAUCGCGGAAGCUGAACAGUGGAGAUCAUCUGAUAGUGGAGGAGGCGGUGCAGGAGCUGAAUUCCUUCCUUGGACAGGAGAACAUGAGGCUACAGGAAUUGACAGACCUCCUUCAGGAGAAGCAUCGCACCAUGUCUCAGGAGUUCUCCAAGUUGCAGAGUAAAGUGGAGACAGCUGAGUCACGAGUGUCUGUCCUUGAGUCCAUGAUCGAUGACCUGCAGUGGGAUAUUGACAAAAUUCGGAAGAGGGAACAGCGACUCAACCGACACUUAGCAGAAGUCCUAGAACGGGUGAAUUCAAAAGGCUAUAAGGUAUAUGGAGCGGGGAGCAGUUUGUAUGGUGGCACAAUCACCAUCAAUGCCCGGAAGUUUGAGGAAAUGAAUGCAGAGCUUGAGGAGAAUAAAGAGCUGGCUCAGAACCGUCACUGUGAGCUGGAGAAACUUCGGCAAGACCUGGAGGAGGUCACUACCCAAAAUGAGAAGCUGAAGGUGGAGCUGCGGAGCGCGGUGGAGGAGGCGGUUAAGGAGACCCCGGAGUACCGCUGUAUGCAGUCACAGUUCUCCGUCCUGUACAAUGAGAGCCUGCAGUUGAAAGCGCACUUGGAUGAGGCUCGGACACUGCUUCAUGGCACUAGGGGGACCCACCAGCGCCAAGUUGAGCUCAUUGAGCGAGAUGAAGUUAGUCUUCAUAAGAAGCUGAGGACCGAAGUGAUCCAGCUGGAAGAUACACUGGCCCAGGUCCGCAAGGAGUAUGAGAUGCUGAGGAUAGAAUUUGAGCAGACCCUUGCCGCCAAUGAGCAAGCAGGCCCCAUAAACCGGGAGAUGCGCCACCUCAUCAGUAGCCUCCAGAAUCACAAUCACCAGCUGAAAGGCGAGGUCCUGAGGUACAAGCGGAAAUUGAGAGAAGCCCAGUCUGACCUGAACAAGACCCGUCUGCGCAGCGGCACUGCCCUCCUGCAGUCUCAGUCCAGUACUGAGGACCCGAAGGAUGAGCCUGCAGAACUGAAGCAAGAUCCUGAGGACUUAGCUGCCCAGUCCUCUGCGUCAAAGGCAUCUCAGGAAGAAGUCAAUGAAAUUAAGUCCAAACGGGAUGAGGAAGAACGAGAACGAGAAAGGAGGGACAAAGAGAGGGAGAGAGAAAGAGAGCGGGAGAAGGAAAAGGAGAGGGAACGAGAGAAGCAGAAACUGAAAGAGUCAGAGAAAGAAAGAGACUCUGCUAAGGAUAAAGAGAAAGGGAAACAUGACGAUGGAAGGAAAAAGGAAGCAGAAGUUAUCAAACAAUUGAAGAUUGAACUCAAGAAGGCACAAGAGAGCCAAAAGGAGAUGAAACUAUUGCUAGAUAUGUACCGCUCUGCCCCAAAGGAACAGAGAGACAAAGUUCAGCUGAUGGCGGCUGAGAAGAAGUCUAAGGCAGAGUUGGAAGACCUAAGGCAAAGACUCAAGGAUCUAGAGGAUAAGGAGAAAAAGGAGAACAAGAAGAUGGCUGAUGAGGACGCCUUGAGGAAGAUCCGGGCAGUUGAGGAGCAGAUAGAGUACCUGCAGAAGAAGCUGGCCAUGGCCAAGCAGGAGGAAGAGGCUCUCCUCUCGGAGAUGGAUGUUACAGGCCAGGCCUUUGAAGACAUGCAAGAGCAAAAUAUCCGUUUAAUGCAGCAGUUGCGGGAGAAGGAUGAUGCAAAUUUCAAGCUCAUGUCUGAGCGUAUCAAGUCAAAUCAGAUCCACAAGUUACUUAAAGAAGAGAAGGAGGAGCUAGCUGACCAGGUUUUGACUCUAAAGACUCAGGUUGAUGCGCAGUUACAGGUAGUAAGGAAAUUGGAAGAGAAGGAGCAUCUCUUACAAAGCAACAUUGGCACGGGGGAGAAGGAGCUGGGUCUUAGGACUCAAGCCUUAGAGAUGAAUAAACGCAAGGCGAUGGAGGCAGCCCAGCUGGCAGAUGACCUCAAAGCGCAACUGGAGUUGGCUCAGAAGAAGCUCCAUGAUUUUCAGGAUGAGAUCGUGGAGAACAGUGUCACCAAAGAAAAGGACAUGUUCAAUUUCAAACGAGCCCAGGAGGACAUCUCUCGGCUUCGAAGGAAGCUGGAGACCACAAAGAAACCAGACAAUGUGCCCAAGUGUGAUGAGAUCCUGAUGGAGGAGAUUAAGGAUUACAAGGCACGCCUGACCUGUCCAUGUUGCAACAUGCGUAAAAAGGACGCCGUACUGACCAAGUGUUUUCAUGUUUUCUGCUUUGAGUGUGUGAAGACACGCUAUGACACCCGUCAGCGCAAAUGUCCCAAGUGUAACGCUGCGUUUGGUGCCAAUGAUUUCCAUCGCAUCUAUAUUGGUUGAGCCGAGCCAAGAGUAGAAGAGGGAGUGGCUAGACAGGCACUUCUUCAUUAACCACCAAAACCUCUACCUCUUCUCUCCUUGACUGUCACCUACAGGGCAGUUUGUCUGCCAGUGACCUUUCCUUCACAGACUUUACGUCCAGGCUCUCCUCUCUAAUAGCUAGAUGAUUUCAGGGAAAAGGACCGGUAAAGGCAAGUCUUGGGUUUAAGAAUGAAUUCGAAACAAACAACUCUCAUUUGUCUUCCCCACCAGCUUAUUUCUUUCCUGCUUUUAGAUUUCCUAGCAUUUUCUUCUUCAGGCUUACUAUAUAAUCUUGGAUUUCCAUUCCUCCUGAAGAAGUAAAUUGGUGUUUCUGACACAGAGAAGGGAGCAAAGAAGAGUGGAGACCUACGGCUGUUUUGGGGGGUGAGGAGGAUCUUUUAGAAAUAAGCUCUCUGUGGGCACAAACAUUUCUUGAUUUGGGUAGUAAACUUUUUGUAAAGUUGGAUUAUAAAAUGGUAUAAUUGUGCCACUUUUUCCUGGAUGGUUUGAAGCCUUAAUGAAAUUAUGUCCAGGAUGAUUCAGUCCAUUUUCUAUUCCCUAACAAAGUAACUUGUUAAGGUCAGCUGGGUUCCAUGUUGGAAGUUAUUUAAGUUUUGAAUGUCCUACUCAUUAAAAAGUCUUUAAAUUUCUUGAGGCCAGAAUAAUUUCAAAUUUAGUUUUUAUCUUACAAUGAAAUCAAGCUUGGGGAGGAUGGGGAACAGGACUGAGAUGAUAAAGAGAUCUUCUGGGUACUCUGGGAACUUGAUACAGAGAGGCCUUAGUGAGCUAUGAAUUACUCUCAUCUGCCUCUCUACAGGGAUUGCUGUGAUCCCUGUUUUCCGGAAGAUUCUCUGUAAUGUUUCUGUAGGACUUUAUACUCCAUAAGCUUCAAUUAAAGCAGGAUUCAGUUUG
Messenger RNA from Mirounga angustirostris (Northern elephant seal), 4043 nucleotides. It is a transcript of the gene RNF20, whose product is annotated as ring finger protein 20. The record is from RefSeq and is a predicted model, not a curated record. Gene Ontology annotation, cellular component: HULC complex; nucleus. Bases 183 to 3110 code for a protein of 975 amino acids. Lineage: Eukaryota; Metazoa; Chordata; Mammalia; Carnivora; Phocidae. The transcript is spliced from 20 exons. Gene Ontology annotation, molecular function: metal ion binding; ubiquitin protein ligase activity.